Molecule: messenger RNA, 4180 nt
Organism: Salvelinus fontinalis (brook trout)
Lineage: Eukaryota; Metazoa; Chordata; Actinopteri; Salmoniformes; Salmonidae
Product: gastrula zinc finger protein XlCGF57.1-like
Exons: 2
Coding region: 257-2131 (624 amino acids)
Biological process (GO): regulation of transcription by RNA polymerase II
Molecular function (GO): RNA polymerase II cis-regulatory region sequence-specific DNA binding; DNA-binding transcription factor activity
Source: RefSeq, a predicted model, not a curated record
CGAAUACAACAACAGAUCCCACCUCGGUAGCUUGCUGCUAUCCGACAUUGCUGAAACAUUUAAGCUUUUUAGACCAUUUCGGUAUACUAGUCGCUGUGUUUUAAAUACACUUUUAUCAUAGUUACCUCGUGAUUUCAUAUGUUCAUAUUAAUCAGCAAGCUGGCAGACACCUGUAGGUUAUCUUCAAACUAGAUUAGCCCUAGCCAAGUUGCUAAUGAUAGCUAGAUAGCUAACUAGUUAGCUAACAUCUCCGACCAUGAGCUCACUGAGCUACUUCCCCCCUGCUAAAGAAGAGGAUGUCUACUGGACAGAGACAGACGUUCUCGUGAAAAAGUUGAAGGAAGAGGAGGCUGUCACAGUAAAAACAUUUUUCGAAGAAUUAACAAUGAAAGAAGAGGAAGAAGCUUUCAGAAUGAAAGAGGAGGAAGAGAAUGAGGAGGAUGCAGUGGUUGGUGUGAAAGAGGAGGGUGAGAUGACUGUCUCAUUGAAAGAAGAGGAGAAAGGUGACAAAGAGGAGACUGGAGAUCUUAACACCAGAGAGAGACCAGACUCUCGCUCUGAGAGUGGGAAGAGUCCUUCAGAGGAAGCAGACGUAGAGAAGCCCAAACCAGCCAGACCACAUCAAUGCUCCCACUGCGGAAAUAGUUUUACUUGUUUAGUGGACCUGAAAAGGCAUAAAAGUAUACACACAGGAGAAAAGCUUUACCACUGCUCUCAGUGUGGAAAGAGCUUUUCAAAGUCACAGUCAUUACAAUUGCACCAGAGAGUACACACAGGUGCAAAACCUUACCACUGCUCUGACUGUGGGAUGAAGUUUGCGCUGUCAGGUAAUUUGAAAAGACACCAACUGGCACACACAGGAAAGAAGUCUUACAGAUGUGAUCAAUGUGGGAAGAGUUUUACUACAUUCAACUCCCUGAUAAACCAUCAGCGAAUACAUACUGGAGAGAAACCUUACCACUGCCCUGUUUGUGGGAAGAGUUUUAAUCAGCCAAGUAACCUGAAAUCACAUCAGCAGAGACACUCAGGACAGAAACUUCACCACUGCUCAGAUUGCGGAAUGAAUUUUACUACAUCUGGGGAAUUAAAAAUUCACCAGCGAACACACACAGGAGAGAAACCUUACAGCUGCUCUGACUGUGGGAAGAGUUUUGCUAGACUAGAUGGAUUGAUGGUACACCAGAGAAUACACAGAGCAGAAAAACCUUUUAACUGUGAUCAAUGUGGAAAGACAUUCACUCAGUCAGCACAUCAGGCUAUACACAAGAGAAUACACACAGGGGAGAAGCCUUACCACUGCUCAGACUGCGGGAUGAGCUUUAAUUACUCAAGCCACCUGGCAACACAUCAGAGAAUACAUACAGGAGAGAAGCCUUAUGGCUGUGAUGAAUGUGGGAAGAGAUUUGUUCAUUCAGGAUCCCUUGUUAAACACAAGAAAACCCACACUGGAGAGAGGCCUUUCCAUUGCUCUGAGUGUGGGAAGUGUUUCGUUAGGAUGGCGCAUUUAAAAUCGCACCAAAGAAUACACACAGGAGAGAAGCCGUACCACUGCUCUGACUGUGGGAUGAGUUUUGCUCAGGCAAGCAACCUUAACACGCACCAGCGGACACACACAGGAGAGAAGCCUUACUACUGCUCUGACUGUGGGAUGUGCUUUAGUUUCUCAAAAACCUUGACCAUACACCAGAGAACACACACGGGAGAGAAGCCUUAUCACUGUUCUGACUGCGGGAAGAGAUUCACUCAGUCAGGAACCCUGGUAGAACAUAAGAGAAUACACACUGGAGAAAAGCCUUACCACUGCUCAGACUGUGGGAUGAGCUGUACUUCUUCUAAAGAUUUAAUAGUUCACCAACGAAUACACACCGGAGAGAAGCCUUAUGGUUGUGAUCAGUGUGGGAAGAGAUUCACUCAGUCAGGAACCCUGGUUAAGCACAAGAGAAUACACACUGGAGAGAAGCCUUACCACUGCUCUGACUGCGGGAAGGGAUUUGCUCAAUCUCAGCAGCUGAAAUCACAUCAGCGGACACACACUGGAGAAAAGCCUUAUUGUUGUGAUCAGUGUGGGAAGAAAUUCACUCAGUCAAGAAGCCUGGCUGAACACAAGAGAAAACACAACAAUUGUGGGUAACCUUCCCACUUUUGUUAGCUCAAGCAAGUUGAUGGUAGACCAGUGGACACACAUAGGAGAGAAGCCAUGCCUUGCUGUGACUAGUGGGAGUUUUGUUACCUUAAGCUUUCUUUAAGUGCGUCAUUGUGGCCUUCAUCGGUGUGAUCUAAUGCAGGGUUAACAAGGUGCCAGCCCUCUCAAAACUUGUCAGCCUUUAAGAGUUACAAUAUAUUGCACAUUGGGUAAUAAACUGUGUAUGUACAGUUGAAGUCGGAAGUUUACAUACACCUUAGCCAAAUACAUUUUAAACUCAGUAUUUCACAAUUCCUGAUAUUUAAUCCUAGUAAAAAUUCAUUGUCUUAGGUCAGUUAGGAUCACCACUUUAUUUUAAUAAUGUGAAAUGUCAGACUAAUAAUAGAGAAAAUGAUUUAUUUCAGGUUUUAUUUCUUUCAUCACAUUCCCAGUAGGUCAGAAGUUUACAUACACUCAAUUAGUAUUUGGUAGCUUUGUCUUUAAAUCUUUUAACUUGGGUCAAACGUUUUGGGUAGCCUUCCACAAGCUUCCCACAAUAAUGUGGGUGAAUUUUGGCCUAUUCCUCCUGACAGAGCUGGUGUAACUGAGUCAAGUUUGUAGGCCUCCUUGCUCGCACACGCUUUUUCAGUUCUGCCCACAAAUUUUCUAUGGGAUUGAGGUCAGGGCUUUUUGAUGGCCACUCCAAUGCCUUGACAGUGUUGUCCUUAAGCCAUUUUGCCACAACUUUGGAAGUAUCAUUGUCCAUUUGGAAGACCCAUUUGCGACCAAGCUUUAACUUCCUGACUGAUAUCUUGAGAUGUUGCUUCAAUAUAUCCACAUCAUUUUCUUCCUCAUGAUGCUAUCUAUUUUGUGAAGUGCACCAGUCCCUCCUGCAGCAAAGCACCCCCACAACAUGAUGCUGCCACCCCCGUGCUUUACGGUUGGGAUGGUGUUCUUCGGCUCGAGAUGACUUUUCUCCAAAAAGUACUAUCUUUGUCCCCAUGUGCAGUUGCAAACCGUAGUCUGGCUUUUUUAUGGCGGUUUUGGAGCAGUGGCUUCUUCCUUGCUGAGCGGCCUUUCAGCUUAUGUCGUUAUAGUACUCGUUUUACUGUGGAUACAGAUACUUUUGUACCCGUUUCCUCCAGCAUCUUGACAAGGUCCUUUGCUGUUAUUCUGGGAUUGAUUUGCACUUUUCGCACCAAAGUAUGUUCAUCUCUAGGAGACAGAACGCGUCUCCUUCCUGAGUGGUGUGACGGCUGCGUGGUCCCAUGGUGUUUAUACUUGCGUGCUAUUGUUUGUACAGAUGAACGUGGUACCUUCAGGCGUUUGGAAAUUGCUCCCAAGAAUGAACCAGACUUGUGGAGGUCUACAAUUUUUUUUUCCUGAGGUCUUGGAUGAUUUCCUUUGAUUUUCCCAUGAUGUCAAGCAAAGAGGCACUUAGUUUGAAGGUAGGCCUUGAAAUACAUCCACAGGUAGACCUCCAAUUGACUCAAAUCAUGUCAAUUAGCCUAUCAGAAGCUUCUAAAGCCAUGACAUAAUUUUCUGCAAUUUUCCAAGCUGUUUAAAGGCACAGUCAACUUAUUGUAUGUAAACUUCUGACCCACUGGAAUUGUGAUAUAGUGAAUUAUAAGUGAAAUAAUCUGUCUGUAAACAAUUGUUGGAAAAAUAUUUGUGUCAUGCGCAAAGUAGAUGUCCUAACCGACUUGCCAAAACUAUAGUUUGUUAACAAGAAAUUUGUGGAGUGGUUGAAAAACGAGUUUUAAUGACUCCAACCUAUGUGUAUGUAAACUUCCGACUCCAACUGUAUCUUUGUGUGUGGCGGGGUUGUUUCACUCUCAGCGGGGUCGAGGAAACCAGAAGCAUCCGGUUUUCAGGGGAAAAACAGAGAAUAGGCAAAAGCCCGAAAAUCUGAUGGUUGCAGUGUCUCCGACCCCGCUCAGGCGUUUAUUUUACAGCUGCUAUGUUAGGUUAGAGUUGUUGAAACAUUGUAGUAGUCUGUUUUUUCAGCAUUGCUUUAAAUAGUUUUUAUCAAUAAAUGGCCUCAGGCAUUUUUCAACA